Symbiodinium sp. CCMP2456 is the source of this 786-nucleotide messenger RNA. The record is from the annotation of a GenBank genome assembly. NCBI's taxonomy places the organism in Eukaryota, Dinophyceae, Suessiales, Symbiodiniaceae.
GACGGCAACGCGAAGACGCAAUUCGUCAGUGCGCGGAUGAGCGAUCCUUAUUGGCAGGUCGACCUCGGCGAAGAGAGAGACGUUGGCGAAGUCUACCUGUCCUCCAGUGUCACGAUGGCCGGGGUUUCUGUUGGCUUACGUGACGCAGCCUGCGUAGAGGCGACCACUACGACAACAACGGCGUCGACAUCCACAACCUCGACGACCGAAGCUUCUGAGGAUAGUAGCAACGACAACAGCAACAGCGGGCAGGAUAGCGGCGAUGAAGCCGGCAGCAGCAGCAACACGAUCUCGGAGACGCAACUCUGGGCCGAUGAGCCAGCUGACGGUGAGGAUAUCGAUGCAGCAUUGCUGGAGGAGCUGUCCGACUCCAACAACAUCCGCGCCCUCAGUCCGAAGAAGCUCGGGGCUUGCGACUUCAAGCACACCUGUGGCACCAUCUCGGGUUCCGGCAAGUUCGUCUCUUGCAAGGGGCAAACUGGCCGCUUCCUUGUCAUCAAGAAGACAGGUGCUAGCCAAACACUCACCGUGGGCGAGGUGGAGGUGUGGGAGGAUGCCGUCUUGUCCCGGACAGCCGCUGUGGCUACGAUGUCUGUCGCCAAGAAGGGCGAAAGCAAUGGACCGGACCGAAUCUUGGACGAUGCGGACAACACGGCAACGAUUUCGCAGGCAGGCACCAACCCGUGGCUACAGGUAGAGCUCGUGGACGAGGGCAACGUGGGAAAGGUCACAAUUACGCCAAACCAAGGGGCCAGGAGCGCGUUCGCGCCAACGGCCGCUGCGCCU